Aspergillus costaricaensis CBS 115574 is the source of this 606-nucleotide messenger RNA. RefSeq lists its product as uncharacterized. The transcript has a single exon. Bases 401 to 568 code for a protein of 55 amino acids. Lineage: Eukaryota; Fungi; Ascomycota; Eurotiomycetes; Eurotiales; Aspergillaceae. The record is from RefSeq and is a predicted model, not a curated record.
GAAUGGAUGAGAGCGGGUAACAGUAGAAGUGAAAAAUAAUAAUAAAAAAAAAAAGUGGUGAGUAGUAAAGUAGUAGUAGUAAAAGUAAGCCAGCUCGUCAGUUAACUGCAAGCUCUUUCUGCUUUUCCCUCCUCAACUAACACCAGAUAGGUGAAAGCAGUAAUAAUAAUAGUAGUAACCAGUCAACGCCGUCUCUUCUCGUCUAGUUCGCAGGAACCAGACUGUGGCACUGGUGUCUCGUCGUUUUGGAAACCUCGAUGGAUCGGGCGGGAAAAUGUUAAGGGAGAUGGGAACUUUGCUCUUAGUUGCGGGAGCUAUUCGGACUAGUUUGGAGAAAGUUGGAGCGGGUCUGGAUGAGAGACCCAAAAGAGUCUUUAGAAGAAAAUGAAAUAGUAAGAGAAUGUAUGUGUCGUUUUCUUCUAAGCAAGAAGGGAAGGAAAGUCAGAUAUUGAGAUCAGUUCGGAUUUUGACGGUGGAAAAGGCCGAUUAUGGGAUGGACCAGGAAAACCAAGGCUCGAGAGAGAGAGAGAGAGAGAGAGAGAGAGAGAGGGGAAGAGGAGAAGAUUAGAAGAAUAAGCACUACUACUUCUUGGUUGAAGAUGUUCC